AUGGCUUUGGCUUUUCCCUCAAGAAACACCAGACAAGCAGAACCAGACAACUACGAUGACGACCUGGAAAAGAUGGACGUCGAAUAUUACGAUGAGCUGACCACGGAUGAACCUGAGAUUGAGAUUAGCACUCUGUCCCCAGAGGACUACGGCCCCGCACAUACAGCCUCACUAGAGGAAGAGGAAGAGGAAGAGGAACCAGAAGAGGAAGUGGAAAAUGAAAGGGGGGAUAAAAAGGAAAUACCUAUAAUGCCUUCACUCAUCCCAUCAGGCUCUGGAGGGGUUUCAAUGGGACCGGACACUCCAGGAGAGGAAGAGCCGCGUCUGAUGCCCAGUGAAAUCCGUCAUAUCUCUGGAGACAUUUUGGGUUCUGGGCACAUGCUGAGUUCUGGGAGUUCUGAGGCUUCGGCAGAUUCAGGGAUUUCUGGAAAAAUUCCUGAUGCUGGAGAAUACCAUUCUGGGGAGCCUAUGGCUUCUAGAGGUUCUGGAGGUUCUGGGGGCUUUAUUUCUGGAUGGUCUGCAGAUGUAAGCUCUGGAGAUAUUAGUUCUGAAGGCUCUGUAGGCUCUGGUUCAGGAGUCCUUGGAGAACUUGUUUCAGGAAUAUCUAGUGGCUUUGUUUCUGAAAAUGAUGUUUCUGUGGACUCUGGAGACUUUGUUUCCGGAGUGUCUGAAGACAUAGUUUCCGGAACAUCUGGAGGCUUUGUUUCCGGAGUGUCUGAAGACAUAGUUUCCAGAACAUCUGGAGGCUUUGUUUCCGGAGUUUCUGAAGACAUAGUUUCCGGAACAUCUGGAGGCUUUGUUUCCGGAGUGUCUGAAGACAUAUUUUCCGGAACAUCUGGAGGCUUUGUUUCCGGAGUGUCUGAAGACAUAGUUUCCGGAACAUCUGGAGGCUUUGUUUCCGGGGUGUCUGAAGACAUAGUUUCCGGAACAUCUGGAGACUUUGUUUCCGGAGUGUCUGGAGACAUAGUUUCCGGAACAUCUGGAGUCUUUGUUUCCGGAGAGUCUAGAGACAUAGUUUCCGGAACAUCUGGAGGCUUUGUUUCCGGAGAGUCUGGAGACAUAGUUUCCGGAACAUCUGGAGGCUUUGUUUCCGGAGAGUCUGGAGACAUUGUUUCUGGAGUCUCUGAUGUUCUUGUCUCUGGAGACAAUAAAGAAUUUGUUUCAGGAGUCUCUGGGCACUCUGGAGACUCUCGGGAAGUUAUUUCCGGAUAUUCUGGGGAACAUUCUGGAGUUUCUGGGGACUCAGGCUCUGGACCCCCUGUGGUAACAUUGGUUCCUGGUGGAGAGGAGGAGAUCUACAUUACAGUUACCAGUCAACCUGAAGAGUUCUCUGGAUUCCCUGAGGAAUCGGGGCAACCUGUGGAGCCUGUGACUUUAGGGCCUCCUGAGGAAUCUGGGUUUGAUGAAUGGGUAACAAUCACCCCUACUCUAAAGGAAGAGGAGGAGCUGUUUUCCACCACCCAGACCCCACCCCAGGAGGUGACUGGGAGUACAACAGGUUCAGGGCUACCUGAGAGCCCUGAUCCUGAUGUUGAGAUCAUUGAAAUUGAUGGAAAAGGUAUGUCCACCUGUCUACUGUGUACCUGCCUGGGAGGAUCUGUGUACUGUGAUGAUGUGAAGCUGGUGAACGUGCCUCCUCUUCCCAAAGAUACCACUCACUUCUACGCCCGCUACAACAGGAUCACUAAGAUCAACAAAUCAGACUUCGCUAACCUGAACAAACUUAAGAGGAUCGAUCUUACAAAUAAUGCCAUCUGGAAGAUCGAAGACGGUGCUCUCUUCGACCUGCCCGCUUUAGAGGAGCUGGUAAUACGAGAAAACAGAUUGGCUCAACUUCCAGCGCUGCCAGCCACCAUGACCCUUGUAGAUGCCAGUCACAACCAUCUGGGCAGAACCAGCAUCCAGAACGAAGCCUUCAAGGACAUGACAGGUCUACUUUACCUCUACCUGACAGACAACAGCAUUGACUACAUCCCCGUCCCUUUGCCUGAGACUCUGCGCUCUCUGCACCUACAGAACAACAACAUCCAGAUGAUACAUGAAGACACCUUCUGCAAACAGAAGGACAUGAACUACAACCGGAAGCCGCUGGAGGACAUUCGCCUGGACGGCAACCCGGUCAUCCUCAGCAGAACUCCACAGGCUUAUGUGUGUUUGCCUCGUAUUCCUAUUGGAGCCCUUGUUUAA
Messenger RNA from Tachysurus vachellii, 2187 nucleotides. It is a transcript of the gene epyc, whose product is annotated as epiphycan. The transcript has 9 exons. Lineage: Eukaryota; Metazoa; Chordata; Actinopteri; Siluriformes; Bagridae. The coding region runs from base 1 to 2187 and encodes 728 amino acids. Gene Ontology annotation, molecular function: protein binding. The record is from RefSeq and is a predicted model, not a curated record.